AUGGCAACAACAACCCCCGCCCACGCCCCCUUCUCCACCCGCGCCUAUAGCGCAAAUCUCCUCCGCCCCACCGCCGGCGCCGCAGCCACAACCGCACAAUUCGCGCCCCCAGCCGGCGCAGCCUCGACACAAGCCGCGCGACGAGACCGCGAGCGCGAGGAGCGAGAGCAGCGGCAGCGUCAACAGCAACUUCAACAGCAGCAGCAGCAGCAGGCUGAGCAGGGUAUAGGUGGUGCAGGUGGGGUGGGAAACGUACAGGAACUUUCAGAGGAGCAGAGGGAGGAGAUCAACGAGGCGUUUGGCCUGUUUGAUCUCGACAAGGAUGGGUUUGUUGAUUAUCAUGAGUUGAAAGUUGCGAUGAAGGCGCUGGGGUUUGAGUUGCCGAAGGGGGAAAUUUUGGCGAUUUUGCAGACGCAUGGGUAUGUGUGUCCCCAUCAUGCCCUUUUCCUAGCCUCCGACGUCCGCAAAGGGACGCUGGGGAAGAUGGGGCAGCGGUGGUCGCGUGUUACGGAUGACGUCCCCGCAAACGCAGUCAACGCCGCCAACAAGUCAAAAGCGCCACAGCAACCGCCGACCUUUACAGGACCGUCACGGCUACUAUUAUCGCACGCGGCGUUCCAGAGCAUCAUGGCUGCGAGGAUACAGGCCAGGGAUCCUGCCGAAGAAAUCCUCCGCGCAUUCACCCUCUUUGACGUCGACAACAAAGGUAAGAUCAGCCUCGCGGAUCUGAAGCGCGUGGCGCGCGAGCUGGGGGAGGGACUGCAGGAAGAGGAGCUCGUGGCUAUGAUCGAGGAGUUCGAUAUGGACGGGGAUGGGUGUAUUGGGCGGGAUGAAUUUGUUGGGAUUUGUUUGGGGUGA
This is a messenger RNA of Coniosporium apollinis CBS 100218, 858 nucleotides long. RefSeq lists its product as uncharacterized. Gene Ontology annotation, cellular component: mitotic spindle pole body; half bridge of spindle pole body. Gene Ontology annotation, molecular function: microtubule binding; calcium ion binding. Lineage: Eukaryota; Fungi; Ascomycota; Dothideomycetes. Gene Ontology annotation, biological process: spindle pole body duplication. Bases 1 to 858 code for a protein of 285 amino acids. The transcript is spliced from 3 exons. The record is from RefSeq and is a predicted model, not a curated record.